UUUAUUUUUGACAGCCGGAACCAGUGUGCUGUGGUGGAUCGCAAAUGGCGACGCGUGUUAUGCUUGGGCUGAUGAUGUUGUAAUCUUAAAACUGGCAGCGCAGCGCGUUGGCCAAAUCAGUUUGACUUCGAGACCUGACAAAAUGGCAAUCAAUUGGCUGCUGCUGCCGAUGCUGCUCAUGCUGCUGGGCACAACAUUAAUGGGCGGUGCGGAGGCGCGUGCAUCGCAGGGCAUGCAUGUGCAGCUGCCGCAUGGCGGCUGGCUGGUUGGACGCCAUAGGACCACGCACAGUGGUCGACAUAUGCGCGCGUUUAUGGGCAUACCUUAUGCACUGCCGCCGCUGGGCGAUCUGCGCUUUCGUCCGCCAGUGGAGCAGCCGGCAUGGCAGGGCGAGCGAUUGGCUGUGAAGGAUGCGCCCGUGUGCAUGCAGCGUGAUCCGUUUCGGCGUGACAUGACCAUCGAGGGCUCCGAGGAUUGCCUGUAUCUGAACGUCUAUACACCGGAUCCGGUGGCAGCUGAGCCGUUGCCCGUGAUGGUCUGGUUCCAUGGCGGUGGCUGGCAAUGCGGCUCGGGCAUCAGCAGCUUCUACGGUCCCGACUUUCUGCUCGAGCAUGACAUUGUGCUGGUCUCCGCCAAUUUCCGGCUCGGUGCGCUCGGUUUUCUUAGCACCGAAACGCUCGAUUGUCCUGGCAACAACGGGCUGAAGGAUCAGCUACAGGUGCUGCGCUGGGUGCACGCCAAUAUAGCCGCCUUUGGCGGUGAUCCGAACAGCGUGACGGUGUUUGGUGAGAGCGCCGGAGGCGCUAGUGUCACCUAUCAUAUGCUCGCCGAGAAAUCGCGCGGUCUGCUGCAUCGCGCCAUUGCACAGUCGGGCACCUAUUUUAAUCCCUGGGCGCAGCCGGCACAUGACGGCGUGGCCGCACAGCGUGCGCUCAAGCUGAGCGAGCUGCUGAAUUGCAGCGAUGCGGGCAACGAUUGGUCGGCCAAGUUGAAGUGUUUGCGCGACAAGCCAGCUGAGGACAUUGUGGCCAAGCUAUACGAUAUGUUUGUGUGGGAUUUCGAUCCCAUGAUACCCUUUCCGCCCGUCAUUGAACCGGAGCAUGAAGGUGCUUUUCUAACGCUGCGACCGCGUGAGGCGCAGGCCCCUCACGGCCAGGCGCUGCCCCUGAUGAUAGGCGUGACCGCUGAGGAGGGGCUGCUGAAGACGGCGGCGCUGCUGAAUUUGCCACAUUUGAUGGAUGAGUUCAAAUCGUAUUUUGAGCACCUGCUGCCCGUUGUGCUAAAUUAUGAUCAUCAUGACGCUGAGACACAGCAGCAGAUAACUCGGCACAUCGAGAGUUUCUACUUUAAGUCGGGUCACAACUACAACAAGUCCAAUCAUCAAAACCUGACCGAUCUGAUCUCCGAUGGCUGGUUUGUGGCUGGAGUCGAUGAGUAUCUACAGCUGCGCCUGGACGAGCAGCAGCCUGCAUUGGCGCCCACCUAUGUCUAUCUAUUUGAUCAUAAGGGCGCCGCCAGUUUCUCAGAGAUAUUCAAGGGAGCGCACAAUGAGUUCUAUGGCGCUUGCCAUGCGGAGGAGCUGCAAUAUCUGUUUCCCAUUGGCCAGCAACUGUUCGUUAGCGCCGUGCCAACACGCCAGGAUCUGGAGCUACGCGAUCUAAUGCUGCGGCUUUGGGUUAACUUUGCGCGUACCGGUGAUCCGAAUCCUGUCAUUGGCACGAGCAACUUACCCACAUGGCGGCCCACAUCCUCAUAUCCGGUGGAGUACGCGCGCCUUGGCUCCAAGCUGGAUGCGAUGGAUGAUGGGACGUUCCCGCCGCUGCUGCGCAUGGAGAAAGCGCUGCUGCAGCAUCGUGUUGACUUCUGGCGCGAGCUUAAAGCACAUUUGCCGGUCAGUCGGCGCGUACAACAGCACAAUGAGCUUUAA
This is a messenger RNA of Drosophila montana, 1927 nucleotides long. RefSeq names its product venom carboxylesterase-6. Bases 143 to 1927 code for a protein of 594 amino acids. The transcript is spliced from 4 exons. The record is from RefSeq and is a predicted model, not a curated record. Lineage: Eukaryota; Metazoa; Arthropoda; Insecta; Diptera; Drosophilidae.